Molecule: messenger RNA, 1176 nt
Organism: Cornus florida
Lineage: Eukaryota; Viridiplantae; Streptophyta; Magnoliopsida; Cornales; Cornaceae
Product: WD repeat-containing protein JIP5
Exons: 6
Coding region: 211-936 (241 amino acids)
Source: RefSeq, a predicted model, not a curated record
UCCUAUCUCUGUAGCUCAGAAAAAAACAAUUCUUCUUCCAAUUAAACGAAAUUAAAAAGCAAACAAAAGUGUGUAAGAAAACAAAUUGUCCAAAGUACGAAAACAAUCACACGUUCAAAGGACCAUCAUCUCUAGGGUUUUAUAAAGAACCAAGACAGCAAGAUACAUAUACCUAUAUAUACGUAUAUGUAAGUUUUGUACUGGUAGGGCAUGGAGGUCGAGGUCGCAGGUGCGAACCCUAAUGGCGGACGACUCGAGAGGGCUCAGUCGGAGACGGAUCGGGUUCGCGUGAAGAGGAAAACCUUGGAGGUAGUGCUCGAGCAAUGUCAGAGAGCUCUUGAAAUGCUCAGUGACACCGGCUGCGUCGAAGACGACGACGACGAGAGCGAUGCCGAUGCCGAUGCCGCGGAGGAGAGCGCCGAGGGUUCGUCGGGUCCGUGCCGGGACAGGGAGACCGACGAGCUGUGCGAUCUUCUUAAAUCUAGAGUUGAAUGCGCUGAUUUCUUGGAAAAACUAGAGAAUGCUCAGGUGUCGGUUCCACAAAUUGUGACUGCAGAAGAAGGUAGCUCUUGGGACAUAGUAAGUGAAAAUGAUCUGUGGGAAGGUGAAAAUAUGGAGUUGGACCAAGAAGACUAUGUUCUAGUUAGGCAAGAAGAUAUAGUGGAGGGUAUUGCAUGCUUCAUGGCUGCAUACCUGUUAUCCCUUAAGCAAACAAAGGAUUUGACCCCUAAUCAACUCCAGGACGCCUUGUGCAAGACAUUCUCUUUAAAAAAGAAAAAGGGAAAGCUUCGAAAGGCAUGGGAUGGAAGCAAAGUUAUCUAUAAUGUAGCAUCAUGGGGAGCAACAGCCAUCGGGAUUUAUCAAAACCCAGCUCUUCUUAGGGCUGCCUCAGCAGCCUUCUGGACUUCUUGUCAUGUUAUAUCAAAAAUUUUCUGAUCUGCUGUGCUGCUCGGAGAAAUUUUUGAUGCUUGGGAUUCUUCAGUGUUGUAUUUGUGCUGCCGAAGCAGCUUUUAGUGUUCCACAGUUUGUACAACAUAAAUGCCAUUCUUUUUUUGGCUGCUGUUUCAUUGAUUGCUUUAACAUGAUUUAACCCUGUAAAUAUUCUUCAGUUGAGUCAUUUCUGUGUGCAAUUACAAUUGAUUGGGAUCUUGUUAAUGUAUUAUUGGUUUGUAGGCU